Molecule: messenger RNA, 354 nt
Organism: Leishmania major strain Friedlin
Lineage: Eukaryota; Euglenozoa; Kinetoplastea; Trypanosomatida; Trypanosomatidae
Exons: 1
Coding region: 1-354 (117 amino acids)
Biological process (GO): DNA repair; DNA replication; DNA recombination
Cellular component (GO): nucleus
Molecular function (GO): DNA binding
Source: RefSeq, a predicted model, not a curated record
AUGUAUGCCCAGCACAUUCAAUCCACCCCAAGCAACAAGUUCCCUGUGUUCCAGGGCGUGUCGCCGCGCGUGACGGCACAAACCUACCAGAGUCACCGUGGCGAGUACGUCUCCAUCAUUUUUGAGCUGACGGGCCCGGGUGAGUUCAAAUGUGGCGUGACAGGCAUGUCGGUAAAGGUGGUUGGCGUGCCGGAGGCAGUGGAAGUGAGCCGCGUCUGCGAGUUUAUCUGCUACGUCGAUCCUUCCACGGGGGAUCUGACGUACUUUCAGCACGCCAUGCUGGAUGACGAAUUCGACUUUGAGGUGUACCGUCGCCUCGUGAGCCUGACGACCAAAGUGCCACAGCUUUUUUGA